ACUGUUCAGAGAGUCCAGCGUCUGCAGAGCCACAGUGUGAGUCAGUGCGCACAGCCAGGGCGGCGCCUGACUAUAAAAUCUCUGUUGCUUGUUGCAGACGUCUGAACAUUUGCACCUCUUCUGUUGCCACGUCCCAGCAACUGUACGUCUAAACACAUUCCAGCAACCAUGCCUUCAGAACUGGAAAACUGCAUGGAAGGACUCAUCAAGGUGUUCCACCGUUACGCCAAGGACGGUUCGCUCACCCGGCAAAACCUCAGACAGCUAAUGGAGGCUGAGCUUUCCAGCUUCCUUAAGUGUCAAAAAGAUCCUGCUGCUGUAGACAAGAUCAUGAAAGACUUGGACGCCAACGGUGAUGGUCUUGUGAACUUUGAGGAGUUUGUUUCUCUGGUUGUUGGACUGUCUGUUGCAUGUGAGCAGUGCUAUCAGCUGCAAAUGAAAAAGACUGGGAAGAAGUAGGAAGUACAACAGUGGAAGAGAAGCGACCAAAAAGCAUUGCUUUUUGUUUUUUUUGUAAAGUUUUGUUCAUUAAAAGUGCUGAAUCAUUUUAAA
Messenger RNA from Haplochromis burtoni (Burton's mouthbrooder), 552 nucleotides. RefSeq names its product S100 calcium binding protein A10a (gene s100a10a). Gene Ontology annotation, molecular function: calcium ion binding. The transcript is spliced from 3 exons. Gene Ontology annotation, cellular component: cytoplasm. NCBI's taxonomy places the organism in Eukaryota, Metazoa, Chordata, Actinopteri, Cichliformes, Cichlidae. The record is from RefSeq and is a predicted model, not a curated record. Bases 169 to 459 code for a protein of 96 amino acids.